This is a messenger RNA of Lingula anatina, 2423 nucleotides long. RefSeq lists its product as uncharacterized. The record is from RefSeq and is a predicted model, not a curated record. Gene Ontology annotation, molecular function: hydrolase activity, hydrolyzing O-glycosyl compounds. Lineage: Eukaryota; Metazoa; Brachiopoda; Lingulata; Lingulida; Lingulidae. Gene Ontology annotation, biological process: carbohydrate metabolic process.
GCCUGGGAAGUGAUUAUUGAAGUUAAAGGAUGAAGUUGUACAUAUUGCUGUAUUCAGCACUACUCACUGCUCAUCUGGUUGUGGGACAAGAACUCUUGGAAAAUGGUGGGUUUGAGAAUGGGAACUUUAAAGGAAAUUGGCGAUGUGGUGGCUGCACAAUGGAGCAGUCCAGUCUGAAGCAUUCCGGACAGUUUAGUGUCAAAGUCACAAAAAGGACAUCCUCAUCCUCUGGCCCAGUGCAGAGAGUGAAAGCUACCAAAGGAGCAUUCUAUGAGUUUGAAUCAUACGUCCAGUUGCUAAAUGACCAAGUGGGUGUGGUUCAGACAAGGUUGGAGGCUUGGAGACAUGUCAGAUAUGCAGAUGGUAAAGAUGACUGGAAAGCAGUUGCCAUAGGACCUUACCUCAGAUCCACAGAUGGAUGGAGGAAAGUAGGGGGAUCUUUUAGGGCACCUGAUAAAGAUAUGCAGUUCCUUGAAAUAUCUCUUAGAGGACCAGAUCCUUCAGUGUCAUUCCUUGUUGACAGCAUCUCAAUGAAGUUAAUCCCAGAGUUAAGUGGAAAUUGGAAAGCUGAUGCACUUCAAAGAAUUGAACAGAUCAGAAAAGAUGAUCUCACCAUCAAUUUAACCAUAGGAAGUGAGUAUAAUCUGGAUGAUGUAGAGGUAGAGGUAAAACAGACAAGCAGUGCAUUUCCCUUUGGGGGAAUGAUAAAAGCCAGACAAAUUGUAGAUCCUAACCAGAUUAAGUACAGACAGUUUGUGUAUGACACAUUUGAGUGGACCACGAUAUCAAAUGCACUCAAGUUUAGAAUGAUGCAGUGGAAACAGUAUCCAAUCGAUUAUGACACACCACGAUUAGCAAUAGAGGAGUUGCUGUCUCAUGGUGUAAAGAUUCGAGGUCACAAUGUUGUAUGGGGAGUUGAAGACAAUGUUCCCAAAUGGUUGAAGACAAUGACAGCAGAUCAGGUGAAAGCAGCAUUAGAUGCCAGGAUUCAAGGUGUGGUAGGGACCUUCAAGGGAAAUUUGUCUCACUGGGAUGUGAACAAUGAGGUAAUUGCUGGACAUGGAGAUUGGUUUGAGCAGAACACUGGAGACAGAUACAUCACAGAGAAGAUGUUUCAGAAGAUUCACUCCAUAGACCCAGACGUCAAACUGUUCCAUAAUGAAUUCAGAGUCAUCAACUCAGGGGCUAUCACUGAUGCAUAUGUGGACAUGAUACAGGAGUACAAAGCUAAAGGUCUCCCUUUGUAUGGUAUUGGAGUACAGGGUCAUCUACCAGUAGGACCACCAGAUAUUCUGAAAAUUCAGCAAAACCUGGACAAACUAGCAGUGACAGGUCUCCCAGUGUGGAUCACAGAGUUAGACAUAGAGAGUAGUGAUGUUGCCAAGAGAGGGGAAUACUAUGAGGAUGUGAUGACCUAUCUGUUCAGCCAUCCUGCAGUCCAGGGGAUUAUACUCUGGGUGUGGCAUGAUAAUGGGAAACCAUGGAGAGAUAAUGUGAACUUGGCACAGGGCAAUGGAGACGCAUUUCAGGUAAAUGCAGCAGGAUUGAGAGUCAGACAAUUACUGAAAAAAACUUGGAGAACAAAUGUGGUUCAAAAACCCACUGCUCACAGUAGCACCCUGAGACUCAGAGGAUUCAAGGGUGAGUACACAAUCACCAUUAAAAACAAAGGGGCACCAGUGACACAGAAGUCAGUAACCCUUGGACAGGGAGGUGUGACUACAAGUUUACAAGCUGGCUCCCUGUCUACCACUACACUAUCAUCAGGUCUAACCUGUGUCAACAGAUGGUCUGGGUUUUCAGAGAUUGGAGAUGACAAACCUGUUGCAGUUCCUUGUGGAAAGGGAGAAAUAAUGACUGGGUGUUCUUCUAGGUCAAGAGAUAAUAAAGAAAAUCGGGAUGGAGAAGUAUUUGGGUGGGAUCCCACAAUCAAUCAGCGUGUAUGCAAGGCAUAUAAUGGGCAUGGAUCUACAGCCCCUGUACAGGCCAUUGCUAGAUGCUGUAAGGGGCCUUCAGAUUUACAAUGUAGUUAUUCAAGUUCACAGGUUUCUGCAAAAGGUGAUGGUGAACAAGCUGUGAGGAUGUGUCCUGCUGGAAGUGUGCCAACAGGUUGCACCACCCAUAAUUAUUUUGCAGCUUUUGAUGGAUCUUUUCCUAAAAUGAACAAGACAGCUUGUGUUGCACAAAAUGAUGGGGUAAAAGGCGGUGUGUUCUCUCAUGCUGCCUGUUGUAAAGCAAAUGGCCUCCAGUGUGUAGUGAAAUAUUCAGACCGUAGUGGUGACUUUAGGGGUAAUAUCACUGCAGUGACUUGUGAUGCAGGAUAUACCAUCACUGGGUGUAAUGUCUUCAAUGAGUUUGGUGGCACUGCAGGUGCAUUUACUGCUAUUUUAAAACAGACCUACCAACUGAGCCACCAACCUUAG